AUGGCACCGACGGCCGCUGCUGUAAGACCUAAGCCAGAUGAAGACCCUACUGGUAUUAGAGCAGUAUUAUUGGGACCGCCAGGAUCAGGCAAAGGCACCCAAGCUCCUCGCUUGAAAGAAAAAUAUUGCGUAUGCCAUCUGUCUACGGGAGAUAUGCUCAGAGCAGAGGUUGGCUCUGGCUCGGAGCUGGGGCGUCGCCUUAAGAAAGUAAUGGAUGAAGGAAAACUAGUAUCAGAUGAUAUGGUGGUGGACAUGAUUGAUAAAAACUUGGACCAACCUGAGUGUAAGAAUGGAUUUUUGCUUGAUGGUUUCCCCAGAAGUGUUCCACAGGCUGAAAAGCUUGAUGGCCUGCUAGCUAAGAGGAAGUCCGCAUUAGAUGCAGUCAUUGAAUUUGGAAUAGAGGAUAGUUUAUUAGUGCGUAGAAUUACUGGCAGAUUGAUUCACCCAUCUAGCGGUCGGAGUUACCAUGAGGAGUUCCACCCUCCCAAAAAGUCAAUGACUGAUGAUAUAACUGGGGAACCCUUAGUUAAGAGGUCUGAUGACAAUGUAGAUGCUCUUAAGAAACGGUUAGCAACAUAUCAUCAACAAACAGUUCCUUUAGUAGACUACUACAUGAGGCAAGGCCUACAUCAUAGAGUGGAUGCAUCUAAGUCUGCUGAAGAUGUGUUCAGCAAAAUUGAUAACAUCUUUAAGACCCGUAUCUUUAGCAGAGCAAGAUCAUCAUUAUAA
Messenger RNA from Pieris macdunnoughi, 729 nucleotides. Lineage: Eukaryota; Metazoa; Arthropoda; Insecta; Lepidoptera; Pieridae. The record is from the annotation of a GenBank genome assembly.